Molecule: messenger RNA, 2800 nt
Organism: Apus apus (common swift)
Lineage: Eukaryota; Metazoa; Chordata; Aves; Apodiformes; Apodidae
Gene: NTNG1
Product: netrin G1
Exons: 9
Coding region: 75-1805 (576 amino acids)
Molecular function (GO): cell-cell adhesion mediator activity
Source: RefSeq, a predicted model, not a curated record
AUACAUAUAAUCUAUAGACUGCACAUACUCCAGUACCGAGCAUCCUUUCAAAGGUGACAUAAAAGGAUUUAGAAAUGUAUUUGUCAAGAUUCCUGUCACUUCAUGCCCUCUGGGUUACCGUAUCCUCCAUGAUGCAGCACUACCCUUCCGUGUGGGGACACUAUGACGUGUGCAAGACUCAGAUUUACACAGAAGAAGGAAAAGUAUGGGAUUACAUGGCCUGCCAGCCAGAAGCCAGAGACAUGAUCAAAUACGUAAAAGUGACUCUGGAUCCCCCGGACAUAACGUGUGGAGAUCCUCCUGAGACAUUCUGUGCAAUGGGGAAUCCCUACAUGUGCAAUAAUGAAUGUGAUGCAAGUACCCAAGAACUGGCUCAUCCUCCAGAACUGAUGUUCGAUCUUGAAGGAAGGCAUCCCUCCACAUUUUGGCAGUCUACAACUUGGAAGGAUUAUCCAAAGCCUCUUCAUGUUAAUAUUACACUCUCCUGGAACAAAACUAUUGAGCUGACAGAUAACAUAGUUAUCACUUUUGAAUCUGGCCGUCCAGACCAAAUGAUCCUGGAGAAAUCACUCGACUAUGGACGAACAUGGCAGCCCUACCAAUACUAUGCCACAGACUGCUUAGAUGCUUUCCACAUGGAUCCAAAAUCAGUGAGGGAUUUAUCGCAGCACACAGUCCUAGAAAUCAUUUGCACAGAGGAAUACUCUACUGGGUACAUGACAAAUAGUAAAAUAAUCCACUUUGAAAUCAAAGAUAGAUUUGCUUUUUUUGCUGGACCUCGGCUUCAUAACAUGGCUUCCCUUUAUGGCCAGCUUGACACAACCAAGAAGCUAAGAGAUUUCUUUACCAUCACAGAUCUGAGGAUAAGACUGCUUAGGCCAGCAACUGGAGAAAUAUAUGUAGAUGAGCAACACCUGGCACGCUACUUUUAUGCAAUUUCAGACAUAAGGGUAUAUGGAAGGUGUAAGUGCAACCUUCAUGCUACUGGCUGUAAAGAAGAAAACAAAAGACUCCUUUGUGAAUGUGAGCAUAACACAACUGGCCCAGACUGUGGAAAAUGCAAGAAGAAUUACCAGGGCCGACCAUGGAGCCCUGGUUCUUAUCUGCCUAUACCUAAGGGCACUGCCAAUAUCUGUAUACCGAGUAUUUCCAGUAUUGGUAAUCCUCCAAAGUUUGAUAGGAUAUGGCCGAAUAUUUCUUCCCUUGAGGUUUCUAAACCAAACCAAGCUAUGUCAACUGUUUCUUCUGUUCAAGUUGCAAACCACAAGAGAGACUGUGAAUGCUUCGGGCACUCCAACCGGUGCAGUUACAUCGAGCUGCUCAAUACGGUCAUUUGCGUGAGCUGUAAGCACAACACUAGAGGUCAGCACUGUGAGUUAUGCAGGCUGGGCUACUUCAGAAAUGCUUCUGCAGAGCUGGACGAUGAAAAUGUGUGCAUAGACUGUUAUUGUAACCCUUUUGGUUCAGUCCAUGAUCGCUGUAAUGACAGAGGAUUUUGUGAGUGUAAGGAGGGAACAUCAGGGCCUAAGUGUGAUAAAUGUCUGCCGGGAUAUAUCUGGCACAGCUUGGGCUGUCAACCAAACGUGUGUGACAAUGAGCUACUGCAUUGCCAGAAUGGGGGAACAUGCAUCAACAAUGUGCGAUGCCAGUGCCCUCCGGCUUACACUGGCAUUUUGUGCGAGAAGAUGAAGUGUGAAAGGGAUCCAGGUGGCUGCAGCCAGAACUCUGGCCAGGGGGCAAUAUCACACAGGCCGCUGUUACUGCUGACUGCUCUACUAGGAGCAACUGGUCUUCACAUAUGCUAGACUCAGUAUGGCUGAUGGCAUCACAGACUGCUUGAAAUGAACGUGCCACAUGGAAACAAAACAAAAUCCAAGUGUAUGCUACCGAACUCUGAAAAGGAAAAACAAGAAGAACUCACCCCAUACAAACUAAGGCCUAACUGAACUAAGCCAUAUUAAUCAGUUAUGGACAGGGCUCUGAGUCAAGACUGUUCACCUCUGACUCCAGACAUUUUGGCAGCCUUUGAGUCUGUCUGAUCAGCAUGAGCUGCAAAGCUCACACAGGACUGGAACAGCUUUGACAGCCCCAGAAUGGGAAGAGAUUUAAAUAAAACAUUUGCUACUCCUCUAUGGCGUGCGACCGUAGCUCUGCCCGGGAUGUGGACCGACCAAAUAAAGGCAUUCUUUGCUGUCAGUGCAUUGUGGGUAUAAGGAAAUCUGUAAAAGCUGCCAUAUUGGCCUGCUUCAGUCCCUGAAUCCUUUCCAACCUGUGCUUUAGUGAACGUUGCUCUGUAACCCUUGUUGGUUGAAAGAUUUCUUUGUCUGAUGUUAGUGAUGCACAUGUGUAACAGCCCCCUCGAUAAAACUCAAGCCAGUCAUAUCCUUGUAUACCUUAGCAGCAUGGCAUCAGUAAGAUGCUGUGUUCACCUCCUGUACAAGAGUGGCUAUAGGACAAAAAGUGUAUUUAUCCUUUUGUAUUCAAAUGAAGUUAUUUUUCUUGAAAUAAUGUAUAAUGUAGAUUUUUUGUAUUAUUACCUAUUUGUGUUACCAGACAAUUUGUUAUUGUAUUUAAUUCUAACCAGAUAAGAGAAAAAUAUUACUUUUUAUUUAGUUCUUUUCUUUUUCCUUUCAUUUAAUUGUGCAGAGAUUUCUCUGUAUGAGCAACGUGCUGGCAUCAAAGAAUAUCAGUUUACAUAUAUAACAAGUGUAAUAAGAUUCCACCAAAGGACAUUCUAAAUGUUUUCUUGUUGCUUUAACACUGGAAGAUUUCAAAGAAUAAAAAUUCCUGCAUAAACAGU